Molecule: messenger RNA, 1494 nt
Organism: Aspergillus homomorphus CBS 101889
Lineage: Eukaryota; Fungi; Ascomycota; Eurotiomycetes; Eurotiales; Aspergillaceae
Exons: 7
Coding region: 37-1329 (430 amino acids)
Biological process (GO): metal ion transport; transmembrane transport
Cellular component (GO): membrane
Molecular function (GO): magnesium ion binding; cobalt ion binding; magnesium ion transmembrane transporter activity
Source: RefSeq, a predicted model, not a curated record
GGUCUGGUUUCCUGAACCUCACCCGUAAAGAGCGCGAUGGCCGACAAACUGCGCACCAGCUCUUCGACAGCCCGAUCGGAGCCGAGGAUCUUCGAGGAAUGUGAGACAGACGGCUGGGUAGAAAGGCACGUCUCGCUGCUGGAAUUGGACGUCAAGAACCCACGCUACUCCACCAUCAUCUUCGCAACAGCAUCAGACUUCAACAACCCCGAACACCUGUCCCUCUUCCCGCCACGCUUCCAACCAACAAUAACCGACGACCUAAACGGCGCCUUCGAGUGCGAAGACAUCCCAGACGAAACAGGCCAAUUCUUCACGCAGCAUACCUCAUGGUCAACCUACAAGAUCAAGCGGGUGCUACAACCAAACCAAUACCACUGGACGCAAGCCACGCUACUAAUCCACUGGAACUCUCACACAAAGAUCCAAAUAAUCUACAUCAUCGACCUUCCCGGCGCGCCGCGCGAGUUUUUGAAGACUGUCCCGCCGGGGCGGCUGCGCGCCCACGAUCCCUACGCCUGGCAUGCUGCGUUCGCGACGGCCAUGAUCCCGGAGUAUGAUCGGUCGAUUUGGGGGCUGAGGCAUUUGGUGCGGGAUAUUGAGAAGGGAAGAGUCGACCCCUCAACCCUUACCCCGGAUUUCUUCCCGCACCUCCACGACAUCGCCCGACAUAUCUUCCACGCCAACGAGACGCUGGAGGUCGCCCAGCAUACGCUGGAUAGUCUGGUGAGAGAGCAGAUCCGGUCGGCGGGGUUGUAUCAUGGCCUGCACGCUGGGGCGAACUCGCAGCAGCAGCACAGCCAUACCCAUACCCAUACCCAUAACAACCACAAUCAUAACGACAGCAAUACAAGGACCAUCUGCAAUGCCCCAACCAACCACCCCUCCACGCUACAAACCGAGCGCUCCCUGCGCUGUCUAGCGAAACAGCUUCACGCACUACAUACCCGCAGCCGCUCGUUGACGGAGCGGUUGCAUAACGAGAUAAAUCUCGGCUUCAACCUCGUCUCGCAGCGGUUCGGACACGACGCGAAAUCCGACUCGGCGAUGAUGCGCACCAUCGCUGUUGUCAGUAUGGUUUACCUGCCGGGGACGUUUGUGUCGGGCCUCUUCGGGACCAACUUUUUUAACUUCACCGACGGCGACGAACAUACCUGGUUCAUGGCCGGCUCGUUCUGGCUGUACUGGGCUGUGACGAUCCCGCUGACGCUGGCGACCAUGGCUGUCUGGGCCUGGUGGCAUUAUCUCUCGCCAGCCAAAAGGAACGCGAAGAACCCGGUCAGAGGGCGGGUCGAGACGGCUUGGUUGGAUUCGAAGGGUAUUGUGUGAGUACGGUGAGAGAGCACACCGCUGGAGAUGAGGUUGGUUAUGAGCAAGAAUAAGUGAUGAUUACGAGGUGGACGAGUUGAUGUAUAACGGAAUAUGAUUAAUGAAUUGGGUAUGCACUAGCUAAGUCAUAUGGGAGCAUUCAGCUCCACAUGCUGAAUCGGAAGC